AUGGGUGAUACCAUGGAUUUGCCUGAGGUGGCGAACAACGGAUAUGUGCAAGAAGGGAUCCGUGCGCUGGUGUUUACGACGCAGGUGGCUGGGAGCGUCAGGCUGCGAAGGUUGUGGAGUGCCGGCGUUGGUGACCAUCUGUACACCGCCGAUACGGUAGAGGCGGCACGCACCUUGACACAGAGCUACGUCUACGAGGACACGGUCACGCCGUUGUAUGUCUACCCAACUGCACAAUGUGGCUCCGUCCCCCUGCAUCGACUGUACAUCGGCGGCACCGUCACCGACCACUUCUAUACGGUCGACCCGGCGGAAAGGGACAGUGCCGUCAGUCAAGGGUACACAUACGAGUUCAUCGCAGGAUAUGUCUUCCCUCCCGAUGCGCAAGUAAAAACAACCACGCAGCAGAAAACAGAGGGAGGCACGUCUUCGGUGGCGCCAACCAAGCCAGCAGAAACGAUCUCCGACCCGAACGCAAAUCGCUCGAACUCCAGCACGACCGUUACGGCGCCGACCUCAGGACUAGACAACUUCACCGGCCCAGUUUCACCUGCGGCGACCUCCCUGCUUCCAACCGCGCUCGGGGACAACAAUGGUCCUAGUGCCAACGGCGUCAAUCCGUCCGUUCCUAUUCCGAGAUGCGACCGUGUCCUGGUCGGGGCCGUGCUAUCGUUGUUGGGCUUCACGAUAGUGUUGUGA
This is a messenger RNA of Mycena indigotica, 699 nucleotides long. RefSeq lists its product as uncharacterized. The record is from RefSeq and is a predicted model, not a curated record. The transcript is spliced from 5 exons. The coding region runs from base 1 to 699 and encodes 232 amino acids. Lineage: Eukaryota; Fungi; Basidiomycota; Agaricomycetes; Agaricales; Mycenaceae.